This is a messenger RNA of Xyrauchen texanus (razorback sucker), 2084 nucleotides long. Its product is annotated as inositol-tetrakisphosphate 1-kinase-like. Gene Ontology annotation, cellular component: cytoplasm. The record is from RefSeq and is a predicted model, not a curated record. Gene Ontology annotation, biological process: inositol trisphosphate metabolic process. NCBI's taxonomy places the organism in Eukaryota, Metazoa, Chordata, Actinopteri, Cypriniformes, Catostomidae. Gene Ontology annotation, molecular function: inositol-1,3,4-trisphosphate 6-kinase activity; inositol-3,4,5,6-tetrakisphosphate 1-kinase activity; magnesium ion binding. The transcript has 5 exons. Bases 1 to 801 code for a protein of 266 amino acids.
AUGAAGGCCCUUCAGGAAAGCUACACCCAUUCACCUGUAGCUCUUCGAGAGGUUAGCGCUAGUUUGUCCUCCGAUGCACCCGCCCCCAUCGCUAAAUCCUUCGAACAGGUUCCUAAGGAGGAGGCCGAUCAUAUAAGUGAAUCUCCUGAACGACACCACAUGUUUGAUCAAGUCCGAUUUACUCCCGAUCGUGAUCUUUUCACUGGAGCAACCAACUUCCCAAACCGUGACAGUUCUUUAGUCAAAGCCUCGUCUUUGAUAAAAGAUAGAAGAGCUAUUUCCUUUAACAGUCACCAUGUGUCUAAGCCAGAGUCCUCUUCUCACCUGACCAGUAGGGACAACAUGGAGGGACAGUAUUCGGCACCAAGUGAUGAUGUAAUUCAGAAAAUCUCCAGAAGGUUACGACAAGCCCUCGGAAUUUCUCUGUUUGGGAUUGACAUCAUUAUAAACAACCAGACCGGCCAGCACGCUGUUAUCGACAUCAAUGCAUUUCCAGGUUACGAGGGAGUCCCAGAAUUUUUUAAAGACCUGUUGAGUCACAUCACCAGUGUUCUUCAAGGUCAGGUAUCUAACGGAGCGGCAUGCACUUACCUGAGAGUGAAUGGAAUAGCACAGAGCCCAUCUGUGGCCUGUGCGAUGCACUGUGGCAUGCUAGGAAAUGAAAGCAGUUGCUGGUUCAAGGACAGCGAGGAGAUCAAGAGGGACUCCCAUCAUGGACGGAGUUGCUGCGGUGCUUGCAUGGCUCCAAACUUUCACCAGCAUGGCAGAUCUAGUUUAGCAGCAGAGACUUCCUCACAGUGACACUGUGUGACCCAUGCCAAUCUAAUAGAAUAUUUAAUUACCAUUCACAAACCAAUUCAAUCCUCAUCAAAUGGUAGGUGUAUAAAAAAUAUUUUUGCCAAUUGUAAAUUGUGAAGGACAUUAUUACAUUUGUGUUGAUUGUUUUGUCCAAGUUGAUUUGAUUUAAAUUAAUGUUUCAAAGGGGCUACCUGAUCAUUUUAUGUCAUUUGAUCUUCUUUUAAGAAUGUUGCACUGGACUUGAUUUACAUAGAAAGAAUUAAAAAUAUGAUUCAUAUUAAUAUAUUAAUGAGAUACAUAACUUGAAAAGAUUUGGUUGUAACUUUAAGAUGUUGCACUAUUAUUAAAAAAAAGAAAAUGUGGCCAGUUGGCACUAAGGCUUCUCUUGUAGCAUGUAUGAGAACUCUUGCCAAAAUUCUCGACUGGAGAGCUUGAUCACCUUACAUUGCUGUCUGAAGCAAUCUGGUGGUGAUUAAUCUUGAAAACACAGCAAGAGCAACUCUGCUUGCUUUUCAAAAACAUGUAACAGAUUGUAGGGUGAGAUGUUUUUAAAGAGUAAUCAUUUCAUAUCUGGAGGAACCUGUAGUCCUUUAUGUAGUUGUACAUCUUUUUAAACAUCCCUCCCACACUGACAGUGUGGUAUGAGAAUAGAUGGGAUUAUACAUUGUUAACAGACAGAAACAAACUCAUUUACAUACCACUUAAAGGAAUGUCACUCAAAAAUGAAUAUUCUGUCAUCAUUUACUCACCAACCAAUUUCAAGCCUUUAUGAUUUCUUUCUUAGCAGAAAGUCAGUGCUAUUUUUUUCUUCUAUACAAUGAAAUUGAAUGGUGACUAGGGGCCAUCAAGACAUUUUAGUAAAUAUGCACUGAUAAUCUUCUCUGCCAAAGCGCUUCUAUAUUAAGUGGAAUUCACAACAUACAUUUUGGUCUGUUCCACUUACAAAGCCAUUGUAUAACUUCAGAAAGCGGAUAUAGUGUACAAGUUGUAUAUGGAAUACUGUUAUGGUAAUCUUUUUAUGUUUUUUUGUCAUUAAUAUAGCUUGACAGCCAUGGUCACCAUUCAUUUUCAUUGAAUGGAAAAGAGCAGCAUGAACAUCCUGCCUAACAUCUUUUAUGGUCUACAUGAUUUUUCAUUUUUGAGUGAGCUAUUCUUUUAAUACAGUAUGUUCAUGUGAAAAUGUGUUAAAUUUGCUAUUUUAACAGUUUGUUAAGUUUGUGUGUUGGUCUGUUUUGUGUCCAAUUGCUUUGUGGUUUGUUUGUACAUGAUGUAUACGUUGUAUAUAU